CAUCGAUAUUCCGCGCGCUCAGCUGUUCUAUCGUUUCAUUUACACAUCACGGCCUCACAAUCGAAUCUUCGAAGCUAGUACUUCGUUCCGGGUGGAUGUGAUGGCGAGUUGAGGUCCCGUGCAUGUGUCUUUAUAUCUCUAUACACUGCCUCCUCCUCAACGAGUCAUCUGUUCGGAAAGCUUGGCCUCGGAUCUGGAUCCUAUAAAGCCAUUCCGCGCGAUUUUGAGUCUUGAUGUCCGGCUAAACUGCCAUUGGAUAUCAGCAUUCAUUAAAAUCAUGAUUUGAAUUUCAGCAUCGAUAUCUAGUAGAUUUGUAUUCCUGUCCCUUAUUUUCCCUUAUUUCUCUUAAGUCAAUAGAGGUCAACAUGGCUCCGUCGUUCGUCCGCGCCAUAUCUCUCAUCUUUGUCCUCGCUCUCAGUAGUAUUGCCUACAAACUAUCCGAUACAGGCGUUGGCAGAGCGUCGCUGUUGCAGGAAUGUCCAAUAUUCUUCACUACAACCAAGAAAUGCGACCCAAUUGCGCCGAAAAGUUUCCUGCCUGCCAAUGUAAUGAACAUCGCAAAGAAUAAGGACGAGGACAAGGACGGUGGAUCACACUCGCCAAACCUCAAUGUUCUAGCAGAUGUCCUGGAGAGCAUGGAGGUCAUGCAAACUGAAUAUUUCGCUCCAUGGCUCGGAACAUGGCCUGACGCGAUCGACUGGACGGCUGCCGUUAUGGGAACUCAUGUUUCGGGCGCUGUGCGCAGCCUUUCCGAAGCUCUAGCACACCUUAACUCGAAAUGGGAAAAGUUCGUGGAUUGGAAGUUACAGACGAAUCUGGUCGACAAGUAUUUCACCCAGAUUACGGCUUACUAUUUUGGACAAGACGCUUUUGCGAUCCGAAAUGAGGCGUAUGACGAUAUCCUCUGGGUGGUACUCGGCUGGCUCGAGGCCAUCCAGCUUGUGAACGUUCAUACCGACUUACAUUUCAGGUCGGAUUUCCAAGACGAAGUCUCUAUCCCUGAGGCGAAUAGUUUCCCGAGGCUUGCAGAUUUCUUUCUAAACCAGACAUAUCAUGGAAAUGUAUGGAUUCCCGCCUUUGCUCACCGCGCUCGUGUAUUCUGGGAGCUAGCGUCUGUUGGAUGGGACACAAAGCUGUGUGGCGGAGGUAUGGUGUGGAACCCGCGUCUUCUGCCAUAUAAAAACGCAAUUACGAACGAACUAUUCAUUGCGGCAUCUAUAUCAAUGUAUCUAAACUUCCCUGGCGAUGAUAAUCCGUCGCCUUUCUAUGGUUCGAGAGAUACCAGUGGUACCGCUCCUCACACACGCAGUGGGCCGAGAGAUGCAAGAUAUCUUAAAGCUGCUGUGGAAGGCUACAAAUGGCUCGUCAGUUCUAACAUGACUGAUGAACAGGGCCUGUACACAGAUGGCUUUCACAUCAGCGGGUAUCAAGACACGGGUAACAACAACACAAAAUGCGACGAACGGAACGAAAUGGUCUUAUCAUACAACCAAGGCGUCCUUCUCACUGGCCUCCGUGGACUCUGGGACGCGACGGGUGCUUCGUCUUAUCUUUCGGAUGGCCACAAGCUAAUCCAGAACGUGAUCAGAGCAAGCGGGUACAACCUCGCCUCAGACUCGCCCAUCGAGGACCUCCUGACUCUGAAACCAGGCCACCUCCCGAAAUGGCAUGGUCUCGGUCGUGCAGGCGUCAUGGAGGACCCCUGUGAUGCAAGCGGGACCUGUAGCCAGGAUGGACAGACCUUCAAGGGCAUCUUCUUCCAUCACUUGACCAGCUUCUGCGCGCCCCUCGUUGAGCCGUUCCCAACCCCCGAUCCCGAAAUCAAGGUCGAUGCCCGCGCCUUCACAGCUGCUCGCGACUCGCACGCCGGGGCCUGUGCUGCGUACGGUGGGUGGCUGAAGCACAACGCGCGCGCGGCGCUGGCUACCCGCAAAGACGGGAAGUUCGGGCAGUGGUGGACAGCUGGGCUGCUAGAUCACUGGGUCGGACCAUGGCCUACCAUGGAAGAUGAUGGGAUACCGCGUGCGUCGAACAAAGUCGAUUACCGCAACUACGGUGUGCCGAACGACACAACGUGGCGGGCGCAACCCGGCUUUAUGAUGCCCUCUGUAAAUCCGGAUCAAGCGCAAAAACCGCUAUUCGUCAUAGACGACGAUAGGCGAAUAGGCGAGCUCAAGAAGCGACAGGAAAUCCAAGUCAAUGAAGCGGGGGGUAACGCGACAGACCCGAAUACGCGCGGGCGCGGUAGGACGGUUGAGACCCAGGGCGGCGGACUGGCGCUUAUGAGGGCUUAUUGGCAGAUUGUGCAUGCGCCUUAAUCGGGCAGCGAUGCACGAUCGGUGAUUCAGCCUAUCGGGGUUGGAUAGAACAGCAUCAUUGGCAUAUGUUGGCGCUCGAUUAUACGUACAUCGUGUAAAAGAUAUGGUUUCAAGGGCUGUCUAGAUCUAGAAAGGGCAGCUAUGUAAGUUGGGGUGACAUUCGCAUUUUCAGAGCAUGUAUAACAUAUAUAGGGACGGAAAGGAUACGCCGAUUUUUAUGGCGAUUUAUACAUACGUACAUAGCAGAGAGGCACCUAUAUAUAUGAGCAAGAAAGGGGACAUCUGGAUAUAUAUACAGCUAGACAGAGCUAGGAAACCCGAUUUCUUCUACUCAGAUAGAGUACAA
Molecule: messenger RNA, 2664 nt
Organism: Annulohypoxylon maeteangense
Lineage: Eukaryota; Fungi; Ascomycota; Sordariomycetes; Xylariales; Hypoxylaceae
Product: glycoside hydrolase family 76 protein
Exons: 1
Coding region: 366-2318 (650 amino acids)
Biological process (GO): carbohydrate metabolic process
Source: RefSeq, a predicted model, not a curated record